UGUUAUCCUAUUGCUGAAAAUUAUAGGCAUAAUACAUAAAUAUGCCCUUUUAACUUGCCCUCAAAUCACAUCUAUGAGCUCCAACUUUGGGAGUACACAAGUAGAUACUUAAACUUGUAUAAAGUUGAACAAGUAGACACACACGUCCUAUGUGGCAUAAUACAUGUAUGAUGCCAUGUAGGACAAAAAUUGAGCAUCUAGGAUGCCAAAUAGGACAUAUGUGUCUAGUUGUUCAACUUUUUACAAGUUAAAGUGUUACUUGUGAACAUGCAAAGUUUGAGGUCAUAGAUGUGAUAUGAGGCCAAGUUAAAAGGCAUAGUUAUGUAUUGCGCCAAUAUUAUACUGUGUAGAUAGGUAGAAGAAAUUAUGUAUAUAAACUAAUACGCAUCGAAUUUCCUUGGCUUUUUUGUAUGUGUUAUUUUGUACGUCCUAUGAUUGUGUAGUAAGUAAGGGAGGUACAUCAUGUGAAGUAGGCAGGGUCUGCGAUGACCGGCCCAACCCGGCCUGAUAAGAAAGUGUUCGAUUCAUAAGGACUGUUAGGCGGUCUGGAUUCAGGGUUGUUUAUUUCAUUUUAUUUUUUUCCUAUGGAUUAUUUUAGGUUGUUACCAGAUGGUUGUUUAUCAGAAAUUUUAUCCUUUUAGUUCACCAGAAGAUACUGCUAGAUUAUCUGCUAGUUCAAAAGGAUUUAAGUCUGCUGCUGAAUCUGAUAUUGUUUGGGAGAAAUUUUUGCCAUCUGAUUAUCAACAUAUUAUUUCUAAAUCAAAUUAUUUAUUGAGUAAUUCUCACUAGAAGAAAGAAAUUUAUUUUAGUCUAUGUGAUUACCCAAUACUCAGUGAUGAUGGUAAAUUGGUACGUAUUAUUUUUUUCGUUCUUCGAUUUUUGUUACUAUCUAAUAUUUCGUAAAGUUUGACUAUAGUUUUGUUGUAGUAGUACUGUUUUUUUUACUCUGUUACUGACUUUUGUAUUUUUUUUGUCUUGAGCCGAGGGUUUGCAUGGACACUAUUUAGGUGGACCCUACUUUGAUAUUUAAGAAAAGACUGUGCUUUUAAUCCCAAAUCAAUUGAAGUUAAUUUAUUUUGGUAUUGUUAAAAUACGACUAACUGUAUUAAUUUGGCCUCAAAAUCUGUUGUGGGAUUAUACUGGGUAUGUUGUAGUUAUUGUUGUGGUUACUACUCACUCAGUUUCAAUUCGUUUGUCUAGUUUUGACUUGGUAUGGAGUUUUGACUCUAAUUAUCAACAUAUUAUUUAUAAAUCAAAUUAUUGAAUGUGUAAUUCUCCUUCGAAGAAAGAACUUUAUUUUAGUUUAUGUGAUUCUCCAAUUCUCACUGAUACUAUUUAACGGUUUGGCUAGUUUGAUUAUAGUUCAGUUUUGUUGUAGUACCGAUGUGCUACUAUCUGGUAUUUUGUUACUCUCUUUGUUUCAUUUUACUUGGUCAUGUUAGUUUAUUUUAGGCAUAAUACAUAAGACACAUAUGAACUUGGCUAGACACAUGAACUUGGCUUUUGUUAUCAACUAAACACUUCAAUUUAUCUCGACUAUGCCUCAUGGACACCCGAUGCUGAAGUGGUGUAGGUGUCUAGAUGAUCAUUUUGUAAGUUGGAGUGUUAAGCUAACACGGUGAACACGAGUUGAGGUAUCUAAACGUGCAUGCUCAAAGUUGAAGUGUUUAUUUGCCGGUUGGGGCCAAGUUUGAAUGUUUAUGUAUCAUGUCUUGUUUCUAUUAUUAUUUCUAGUGAAGUUACCACAGACUGUUACAGUUUUACAAGGAUCCCACUAGUCUUGCUUUACAUACGAUGUUGUAUUCACAAUCAAAAUUAGAUUUUUCCUGGAAGUCAUACUUGAGUCAGAGGGUCGUUCGGAGACCACCUCUCUGUCUCCACAAGAUAGGAGUAAGGCCUGUUUUAUACAAUCUACCCUCCGCUGAGCCCACUUGUGGGAGUAUAUUGGAUAUGUUGGCGGUGGUGGUGACGGCUUGAAGUGUACAUUUUACUAAGUAAAGGGUUAGUUGUGUUUCAUCCGAUAUCACGAGGACCACGAUCUUCAUUCAACAAAUAACCGAGAGACCAAAAGUAUAUGGAUGUAUUUCCCUUUUAACUUUUUUGUUUUAGGUGUAGAUGUGGUCAUUUUCUUGAUUUUAUUAUGCUUUGCUUGAGCGGGGAGUUUAUCGGAAACAGUCUCACUACCUUCACAAGGUAGGGGAAAGGUUGUGUAUACACCACUCUCUACAGACCCCACUUGUAGGAAUGCGGUGGGUAUGUUGUUGAUGUGGUUAUUUUCAUGAAUACAAGAAGAAUUCAUCAGCUAACUGUCAAUGAAAAAGGCCCUAUGGUUAUGAAUGGGUAUGAUGUGUGGGUGGAAAUGAGCAGGUGAUUGUACCUAGUCAUGUCAGGUAGUGGCGUAGACAAGAUUUUCACUAAGGGGGUCAGAAGUAAACAUACAAACAAACCAAAGGGGGUGAAACAUCUACUAUAUAUACAUAAAAAUUAAGUUUAACCAUGUAUAAAUGGUAUAAUUUUCUGUUGAAGGGGCUCCCAUGGCCCAGGGUUAGCUUCAUCCCUGAUGUCAGGUGGGGGCAGGGUUGGCCUGUGACUGUCCCAUCCCGACCUGGUAAGAAUCGGCCAGUAAAUGACCCGAUCCAUCCACAAUGGUCAUUGGAUGGUCUGGGUCCCGUACUCGCUUUUAUACAGCUAGACAUAGUUUGGACCUUCGUUUCCUUUUUCGUUGUUUUCAUUUCUGAUGGUGUUGUGUAUUUAUGGUUUGAUAUGUUAAAUAGAGCUUUUCAUUGGACAAGAAGACUGGGAAGAAAUGUUAUAUGGUAUCAGCAAGGGAACUCGUUAUUUCAUGGGGUGAUACACCACAUUAUUGGAUUCUCAGAAGUGGCUGAUCUUCGGUUUGUUUACUGGCAUGAUAUGCGAGGCAGGAUUGAUACUCGGUUACUGUCAAAAAGAACCAAAUAUGUUGUUUAUCUAGUGUUCAAAGUCGCAGGCGGAUCUUAUGGCCUUGAAAAUGCUAAUGCAUUUGUAAGAUUUAUUGAUUGUGAGAGUAAUGAUGAAGCUGAGGAACGAGCUAGUGUUGUUAGUAUUUCAGUACAACCUGGUGAGAAUCGACACAAGAGAAGAGUCGAUGGAUGGUUGGAAAUAGAAAUGGGGAAUUUUUUCAACGAUGCAGGCGAGGAUGGAGACGUCGAAGCGAGAUUGAUGGAGACUAGGCGUAUCUUUACAAAAGGUGGCCUCAUCGUUCAAGGAAUGGAGUUUCGACCAGAAUGAAGAAUCCUUCUCAAUAUGGCCCUUCUCACCAAAUAGUCGAACUCGAGUUAUCCAUAGAGUUGGUUCACACUUCACUAUAUCAAUGUACAAUACAAGGGUGAGUUACUGUUUGUACAAACCUCAUUUGCUUUUUAUGAUUGUAAAUAAAAAAUGGUCCGCGUACACUCUACCAUCCCAGAUUCCACUUGUGGGACUACACUGGGUAUGUUGUCCUUGACUGUAAAUGAAAUAUGACACUUGUUUUACAGCAUCAAUUUCUACACUCUGCAUCAUUAUGCCUUGACU
Molecule: messenger RNA, 3552 nt
Organism: Capsicum annuum
Lineage: Eukaryota; Viridiplantae; Streptophyta; Magnoliopsida; Solanales; Solanaceae
Product: F-box protein PP2-B10
Exons: 2
Coding region: 2497-3267 (256 amino acids)
Molecular function (GO): protein binding
Source: RefSeq, a predicted model, not a curated record